AUGAGAUCUAUUUUCUAUGUUAUACUCUCGGCAAGGGCUGCCUUGGCGGCCAAAGCCUUGGCCCAGAAGCCACAGAUGGGCUGGAAUUCAUGGAACAGCUUCAAGCUCAACGUGAGCGACGAACUGGUCAGGUCAACCGCCAACGCCCUCGUCGAUACUGGUCUUGCCAAGCUCGGCUAUAACCACGUCUUGAUCGACGACGGAUGGCAAGACAGUGAGCGUGAUUCAGACGGCAAACUUGCAGCAAACCACACUAGGUUUCCUGGAGGUAUCUCUGAUACAGCGUCUUAUGUUCACUCCAAGGGACUCAAGGUCGGGGUCUAUAGUGACGCUGGAAUCUUUACGUGCGGAAAGUAUCCUGGCAGCUAUGGCUAUGAGGAAGUUGACGCACAAACCUUUGCUGACUGGGGUGUCGACUACCUCAAGUAUGAUAACUGCGGUGGCUUCCAGAGCAACACGCUCUCCGUUCAGGAGCGAUUUCUCAAGAUGUCUUACGCUCUAGGUGCCUCGGGUCGUCAGAUCUUCUAUUCGCUUUGCGAAUGGGGUAACCAGUUUCCCUGGCUCUGGGCCGACCAGAUAGGCGAGUCUUAUCGUAUGUCGGGCGAUAUCUACUCGUCUUUUGCGAAAGACAGAGCAACUGUUUGCCAGACGGCUUACUGCAUGAACCAAGGCUAUGCUGGAGUCAGCGUUCUGACCAUGAUACGCAAGAUGAGAGAAAUCAGCCCAUUCUCGAAACCAGGCUCUUGGGCCGACAUGGAUAUGCUGGAGAUUGGAACCUGGACCAUGACGGAGCUGGAGGAGCAAACCCACUUCUCCUUCUGGGCUGCCCUCAAGUCUCCCCUUAUCAUCGGCGCUGAUCUCAAGAACAUCAGUGAUACCUCGCUCGCCAUUUACAAGAACAAGGACAUCAUCGCCCUGAACCAGGAUGACGCGGGCAAGCCUGCCUUGUAUCUGCCAAAGCUAUCUAAGGAGGGCAGUUAUCAGGUUUGGGCAGGGCCACUGAGUUCUGGAAAGAGGCAACAUGUGAUUUUGGUCCAGAACUAUGGUAGCGACGACGUGGAUGUUCCGUUCUCGUUGGCAGACAUCCCUGGUCUUUCGGUUGAGGAGCAGAUGAAGAUCCGGGACGUCUGGGCAGGAAAGGCGAUUACUGCGUCUGCAGGCAAGAUUAGCUUGAAGGGUAUCAAGCCAACACAGACAAAAGUCCUGGUCGUCUCUAAAUAG
Molecule: messenger RNA, 1221 nt
Organism: Fusarium fujikuroi IMI 58289
Lineage: Eukaryota; Fungi; Ascomycota; Sordariomycetes; Hypocreales; Nectriaceae
Product: related to alpha-galactosidase precursor
Exons: 3
Coding region: 1-1221 (406 amino acids)
Biological process (GO): carbohydrate metabolic process
Molecular function (GO): hydrolase activity, hydrolyzing O-glycosyl compounds
Source: RefSeq, a predicted model, not a curated record